AUGAAGCUACGACUCCAGCAGGUUCAACAGGCUGAACAGGAAGAAAACCAGUCCAAGGGCAACCUGGAAGGAGAAGGGGAUAGCCACAGGAGAGAUACCCCUCAAAGGCCAACUACUCCGGACGAGCAGAACUCAGAUCUUCUUCGAGAAAUGAGGAAGGAGAUGGACGAACUGAGGAGCGCCAUUAAGGAGAAGACGGAUCAAAGUGUAGAUAGAAUGGUAAGGGCUAUGGACUCGCCUUUCACCACGGCGGUACUUGAAUGCCCUGUACCGUCAAAGUUUUGCUUACUUCAACUUGAGCCGUUCGACGGACUCAGAGACCCCCAGGAUCAUCUUAAUACCUUUAAGACGACUCUAGGUCUUCAACAACCACCUGACGAGAUACUGUGUCAUUCCUUUCCUACCACUCUCAAAGGAGCUGUAAGAGAAUGGUUCAUGAAGUUGCCAACCUCAUCCGUAGACAACUUCGAGCAAUUAAGUAAUGCCUUCUUGCGCCAUUUCAUAGGGGGGCAACGUCCAAAGAAGCCAGCAGACUACUUACUCACCAUUAGACAGGGAGAAAAGGAAACCCUGAGGUCAUAUGUCAAACGCUUCACCCGAGAGACUCUGGAGGUGGACGAAGCUGAUGACAAGGUGCAGCUGACGACCUUCAAAGCAGGAUUGAGGUCCAGAGAUCUCGUGGCCUCCCUCGCAAAGAAUCCGCCAAAGAUGAUGGCAGAAAUGCUCCUGAAAGCACAGAAGUACAUGAAUACUGAAGACGCUUUAGCGGCCAUAAAGGAUGCAAAGAAGCCAGGAGACAAGAUCAAGGACGAGCGUUACCUCAAAUGGCCAAGACCAUUGCACUCAUCCCCCAAUGUCUGCGACAAGAACAAGUACUGCCGGUUCCACAAAGAUCACGGCCACAACACGGAAGACUGUAGAGACCUAAAGGAGCAGAUAGAGGAGUUGAUAUGUAAAGGGAAGUUACAGAAAUAUGUGAAGAAGGGAGAAUAUAGUAAAUUCAGGGACGAUAAUAAAGGCCAGUAUGAAUCCUUUUCCCGGGAUGACGACCGUCCGUCCCAACCUCCACACAAAGUGAUCGGGGAGAUAAAGACGAUUACAGGAGGGUCAUUUUCAGGAGGAUCGUUUAAAUCACUCAAGAAGGCAUACCAAAGGCAGAGGAUCCUUGUCGACAAUGGCAGCUUCCCAGACAUCAUCUACCUCCCAGCCUUCCAGCAGCUGAGACUAGAUCCGAGGAGACUGUGCCCUUUUGACUCUCCACUCGUCAGCUUCAGCGGAGACAAGGUAUACCCCAAGGGCAUAGUGACAUUGACAGUGACGGCGGGGGCCUACUCGGUGCAGUUGACCCGUCAGAUAGACUUCUUAGUGGUGGAUUGCCCUUCAUCUUACAAUGUCAUCAUUGGGAGGCCCACGCUCAACAAGUGGAAAGCGGCAACGUCAACCUACCAUUUGAAGGUAAAAUUCCCAACAGAUAAUGGCGUCGGUGAAGUGAAAGGAGAUUAA
Quercus lobata is the source of this 1503-nucleotide messenger RNA. RefSeq lists its product as uncharacterized. Bases 1 to 1503 code for a protein of 500 amino acids. The record is from RefSeq and is a predicted model, not a curated record. NCBI's taxonomy places the organism in Eukaryota, Viridiplantae, Streptophyta, Magnoliopsida, Fagales, Fagaceae. The transcript has 3 exons.